ACUUUUGCUGUCGCUCACCUGAAAGUCGCGUCACAAGAACCCUAGCAUAGAGGCGGUAAAGUGAGAUCCAGUGGCUGAAGAACUGAAGAGAGAGAAAGAGAGUAGAGAGAGAGCAAAUGGCGAUUUCCGGAGAUUUUAGGGUUUCUGCAACACUGGGAACUCAUCCAACGAAUCCCCUUCGGAGCUCCUUGCCCCCUUCAAAGGUGGAUUUCGGUGGUUUCUUGAAAGGAGGAUCUAAUGUUUCUGAGAUUGCACCCAAAUGGUCCCGCAUAGUGCUCAAUUGCCAUAGCAGCGUACGCUGUUACUAUAAACAACCUCAUGGGAUUACUGAAGAAUACAAGUUAUCUACAAGUUCCAUCAGCCCAGAAGCUGAGAGUUUCCUCCUUAAUGCUAUAAACAUGAGUUUUUUUGAGCGUUUAAACUUGGCGUGGAAGAUAAUGUUCCCGUCACCAACGUCAAGGAGAAAAUCUAAUGCAAGGAUUGCCAAGCAACGUUUGAAGAUGAUUCUCUUUUCUGAUCGAUGUGCUGUUAGUGAUGAGGCAAAGCAGAAGAUAGUGAGCAACGUUGUGAACGUGCUAUCAGAUUUUGUGGAGAUCGAAUCACAAGACAAAGUUCAGCUGAAUGUCUCUACAGAUCCAGAUAUUGGGACUAUCUAUUCUGUGACAGUGCCUGUUCGUCGGGUGAAACCAGACUACCAAAUUGAGGAUGAGGUUGGAGCAAUAACAAAUAUAGAAUACAAAGAUACUGGAGAAACUUCUGGUUCGGUCGAUGUCAGGUUUGAUUUCUAUGUUCCAAGUGAAAACUACAAUGACUUCAGCAUGUAGAAAAAGGGUACACCUGAGCAUAGGCGGGGCGUGACACUAAGCUGGAAAAUAGAAAGAAAAAAAAAAGGGGUAAACAAAUAAUGUUUUUCCUGGUAGUUAAGAGGCUCUACUUCUGAAUGUUUGGGCUUUUAGCCAUUGAGACAACCUAAAUACUUUUGUAUAUAUUUGAAGUUUCUUUUUAGGUGAGUGAUGAAUUUAUAGUUGUGAUUUUUUUUUUUCCUCCGAAAAGUAAAAAAGUUGGACCAUUUCUCGAUU
This is a messenger RNA of Cornus florida, 1079 nucleotides long. Its product is annotated as cell division topological specificity factor homolog, chloroplastic. Gene Ontology annotation, biological process: chloroplast fission; regulation of division septum assembly; cell division. The coding region runs from base 117 to 824 and encodes 235 amino acids. The transcript has 2 exons. Lineage: Eukaryota; Viridiplantae; Streptophyta; Magnoliopsida; Cornales; Cornaceae. The record is from RefSeq and is a predicted model, not a curated record.